AGAGAGAGAGAGAGAGAGAGAGAUGGGGGGAGAAGAGGAGAGAGAGAGAACGGGGAAGGGGAAGGUGUGCGUAACGGGAGGAACGGGGUUCGUGGCUUCAUGGCUCAUCAUGCGUCUCCUCGAGCGUGGCUACUCCGUUCGAGCCACCGUUCGUAACCCCCCAGAAGGGAAGAAAGACGUGAGCCACCUAACCAACCUUCCACACGCAUCGGAGAGGCUGCAGAUAUUCAUGGCCGAUCUAGAUGACCCAGAGAGCUUCAAGCCGGCCAUCAAUGGGUGCAUGGCAGUGUUCCACGUGGCACACCCAAUGGACCCCAACGGCAAAGAGACGGAAGAAGCCGUCACAAAACGGACCGUACAGGGACUCAUGGGCAUAUUAAGAGCCUCUCUCGAGGCACAAACCGUUAAACGCUUCUUCUACACCUCAAGCGCCGUCACCGUCUUCUACGGCGGCGGAGAAAGGGAAGUUGACGAGAAUGUUUGGACGGACAUCGAGAUUUUCCGGCAGCAGAAAGAGAAGAGAGUGAGCAGUUCAUACGUGGUGUCCAAGCUCGCGGCCGAGAAAACGGCUCUCGACUUCGGAGGGAAACAUGGUUUGGAGGUCGUGACACUCGUUAUCCCUCUCGUGGUCGGACCCUUUAUUUCUCCCUCUUUGCCUUCCUCCGUCUUCAUCUCUCUCGCCAUGAUCUUUGGGCACCACAAGGAGAAGGAGAAGUAUUUGUUUGACACGUACAACAUGGUGCACAUCGAUGACGUGGCGAGGGCACUGGUCUUGCUGUUGGAAAAGCCUCAUGCCGAGGGAAGGUACAUCUGUUCGUCCGUGGAGAUGACCGUCGACGAGAUUUUCCGCUUCUUGUCGGCCAGAUUUCCCCAGUUUCAACUCCCGUCCGUCGAUCUAAAGAAUUACAAGACGGAGAAGAGGGUGAGCCUGUCGUCGAAGAAGCUGAAGAGUGAAGGGUUCGAAUACAAGUACGGAGUGGAGGAUAUAUUCUCUGGAGCAAUCGAGAGCUGCAAAGCCAGAGGCUUUCUUUGAGUGUCUGUGCGUGUCGUGGAUUUGUUACAAAGUGUAUAUUAUUUGAAACCAUGGACCGUUUUCAUCAUGUAACUUCAGUUUAUUCUUCACUCUCUCUCUCUCUCCUAUUUUCAUUUUUAAAACAACGUGUCGUCCGUGAGAUCCGUUAUAGAACUGCGUGUUGUUUUU
Messenger RNA from Tarenaya hassleriana, 1201 nucleotides. Its product is annotated as protein BRI1-5 ENHANCED 1. Bases 23 to 1033 code for a protein of 336 amino acids. The record is from RefSeq and is a predicted model, not a curated record. Lineage: Eukaryota; Viridiplantae; Streptophyta; Magnoliopsida; Brassicales; Cleomaceae. Gene Ontology annotation, molecular function: oxidoreductase activity, acting on the CH-OH group of donors, NAD or NADP as acceptor. The transcript is spliced from 4 exons.